Synchiropus splendidus (mandarinfish) is the source of this 4142-nucleotide messenger RNA. It is a transcript of the gene etnk2, whose product is annotated as ethanolamine kinase 2. Gene Ontology annotation, cellular component: cytoplasm. NCBI's taxonomy places the organism in Eukaryota, Metazoa, Chordata, Actinopteri, Syngnathiformes, Callionymidae. Gene Ontology annotation, biological process: phosphatidylethanolamine biosynthetic process. The transcript is spliced from 10 exons. The record is from RefSeq and is a predicted model, not a curated record. Gene Ontology annotation, molecular function: ethanolamine kinase activity. The coding region runs from base 477 to 1559 and encodes 360 amino acids.
UGUCAACAGUGGGUCUUCACCGGUUCGUGUUGACGGUGUUCGGUGUAACAUCAUGAGCUGUUGCCACUUGUGGCUCUAGUCAUGAUGUAACUCGCUGGUCCAAGUGUUUAAUGUCCUUUGUUUUGUGGUUACGGUGGAUUCAUACGAGUCGCCUAACGAAGAAACCGUCAUCCAUUUCGGCUGUGUUCGUGACUCUUCGGCAGAGGUCGGGCCUCGGUGGGCAGGGCUCGGCCGUGCAAUCGGAUGAUCCCGGGUGGGCGGAGCCAAGUCGGAGGAGACGCUCCGGCGGCUUGACAGCUCCAAGACAACCGGCGUGGAGCUCGCGCGCCGCCACCGUCGACUCUCCAAAGCCAAGCCAAGUGUGACCCCGCUCUCUCCUCUCGUCUGAAGCGCCCCGAACAGGGUCACGGUCCACGAUACUCGUGUGUCAGGUUACUACCAGCAACAUCCCGGAAGCCUUCCAGGACUGCCGCAGGAUGGAGACGCAGAUCCAUGUGCCCGUCGGGUCGCCGCCGAUCCCCAAGAUCCCGGUGUUUGUGGACGAGCGCGACGUGGAGGGAGGCGCCAUGAAGCUGAUGAAGGAGCUGAGACCGGCGUGGGAGCCGAGUCGUGUCCAGGCUAAGUUCUUCACCGACGGCACCACCAACAAGCUGGUGGGCUGCUACCUGGAGGACACUCCGGAGGAUGUGGUUCUGGUCCGAGUCUACGGAAACAAGACGGAGUUGAUCGUUGACCGAGACAAUGAGCUGAAAAGCUUUCAGGUCCUACAUGCCAAUGGCUGCGCUCCCAGAAUCUACUGCACCUUUCUGAACGGCAUCUGCUACGAGUUCAUGCCUGGGGACGCUCUGGGGACUCAAGACGUCAGAGAUCCUUUUGUACUCAGACUGAUAGCCAGGGAAAUGGCUCGCAUCCACGCCAUCCACGCGCACAACGGCUGCAUUCCCAAGCCCCACCUGUGGAUCAAGAUGCAGAAGUAUUUCUCCUUGGUGGCCGACGAGUUCACAGAAGAAGCCUCCAACAUCAGGAUCCAGCAGCGAGUCCCCAGCAAGGCCGUCCUGGAGCAGGAGAUGGCCUGGAUGAAGGAGCACCUCUCCACCCUGGGCUCCCCGGUGGUCCUCUGCCACAAUGACCUGCUCUGCAAGAACAUCAUCCACAACAGCAAAGAGGGUCACGUCCGCUUCAUCGACUACGAAUACUCCAGUUACAACUACCAGGCCUUCGACAUCGGCAACCACUUCAACGAGUUUGCAGGAAUGGCGGAGCUGGACUACGGGCUGUACCCCAGCCGGGAGCUGCAGAUGGAGUGGCUCACCGUGUACCUCAAGGCCUUCAAGCUCUUCACCAAGAACACGGAGGAAGUCAGUGCGCGAGAGCUGGAGACGCUUUACAUCCAGGUCAACAAGUUUGCGCUGGCUUCUCACUUCUUCUGGGGCUUCUGGUCUUUGAUCCAGGCCAAAUACUCCAAGAUCGACUUUGACUUCCUGGGGUACGCGGUCCUGCGCUUCGAGCAGUACUUCAAGACCAAACCCGCCGUGAUGGCGCUGCAGAUCCCUGAGUGAAGGAGGAGCGAGUGGAAGCUCGUGAUUCUCUGCCAGGACUCGAUCAUUCCUCCAAAUGUAGCUAUGUGUCAUGGAUCUUUGCUCUGGGCUUGAAGGCAGAGGCCUCUCUCUCUGUCUCUCUCUCUCCGCGGUCAGUGAGUGAGUGAGCGAAUGAGUGAAUGAGUGAGUGAGUGAGUGAAUGAAUGAAUGAAUGAAUGAGUGAAUGAGUGAGUGAGUGAGUGAAUGAGUGAGCGCAUGUCUGUGGCCCAACACAUGUCAUGCUGCCUCUUCUGGCAGCUGAAGCAUCACAGAGGCUCUGAUUGAUUGAUCUGGUCUGAUCCGGUGGUGAGUGUGGGGGUGGGGGUGCUGCAUGAAUGAUGAGGGCGUGAUGACAUCAUCAUCCAGCUUCUGCGUGCCGUGCUCUUGGAGCCGCUGAUGAUGUCGUCACUCUCCUCUGUUCCCGCGUCGUGUGGGGUCUGAAGCUGCUCCACACGUGAGAAGGUGCGAUGGAAGAUUGUGUUCUAGCAAUCCAGCAUCAGCCGCGUCAGGAGGGACGGGACCGUCCGCGCGCUCAACUGGCCCCGCACCUCCACACUUGACUUUUAUGGUGGCAGCGAUUCACCUCAGUAGGUUCUGCGCAGGGAAAACUUUCCAGUCCUCCUCUGCUCCGCGGGCCACGGCAGCUGGGACCUUCCUCGCCUCUUUUGGUGCUAAACUCAGCGGCGCCGAGGCCGCAGCGUGGACAUAUCUGGAGCGAUGAUCUGCUCUGUGGGGUCAGAGGUGGGUGGGUGGGAGCUCCUGCUUCUGCUGCCUCCAAGUCCACAUCACACCCAGCAGCUGUGGCCUGACUGACACUCACUCCAUGAAUGUGGCUGACACAAGGUUCCCGCUGUGAUCUGGAGCCCUGCGCCCACGAACUGCCGGGACGGUUGGAGGCUCUCCUCCCAGCUGGUCUUCAGCUCCUCUGAGCAGACUGUGAUGUCUAGCUUAUGCAAAAGUCCAUCACGGUUGGUUGGCCUUUCAUUCUUUUAGCUUCUUCAGAGGGCGUCUGCUGCGCCCCCCACAGGUCCCUCCGUUCGCCACAGUCACCUUCAGCCUUACUCCAGUUCGGCUCCCGCCAGUUCUUGCUUUGCGGAUGUGUGUGUCUGUGUGAGAACUCUGUACAAAUAACUUAUUUCCCUCUCUAACCGGUGUGAAGGCUGCAGUGCCGACUGCAGUGGAAGGAGCUUGAACGUGUCCACUGCUUCGUCCCGUCAGGCCCGGGACCAGUGGCCGCAUUUGUUUGUCAAUAAAGUUUCCGUCAACCUCUCGAAGCCACCUCACGUCACUUCCUCUUGGCUCAUUCUGCUGCCGUUUUUUACCAGACUGCCAUCCUGGGAGCGGCUCCUGGGACGACAGGCCUUCUUUGUCGUCCAGUCACUUUGACCUGGAAGCUCAUGAAAUUAACAACCAUUCUGUUCUGAUCACGAUCCUGUUCACUGACAUGUAUUUAAUUUAAUAAAUGUUGGGCACCUCUGUAUCCCUCCAGUGGAGAGACGGGAGCAGCACUCACCAGUGACGGCCACCAGGUGGCGCUGUCUGCUGUGAUAACGUCUGGGCUUGACUCGCUCAAUGAAACCUCACGUCAUUUCUGAACCAAGGGCGCCAUCUAGUGGCCGUUGCGUCCACCCUGCAGUGCUGUUUCAUAAAACCUCACAUCACGAGCCUUUAUUUGGAUGAAACCUGUUUGGCACUAAUAAAGUCCCUGUGAUCGUGACGCUGUUUCUGACAUAUUGCUGGGAACUGCUGUUCUGCUGGACCGUGUUAGAGCCCGUCCUGCGGGAGGUUCUGAGACGCGCUCCAACAAAAAACAAAUCACACAACACUCAUCUUAGCGCAACGUAUGUAUUUCCUUCCAAGAAAAACCCCACAAAACUCUGCAAACAUACAGAACUGUACAUUGUUAAGUUACAGCCGUUUUUAUAAACAAAAUAAAUCUCUUCUAUAUGUACAGUAUCAGCGGGGCAGGAGGAACCAAACAGACCUCUGAGCUGAGAGCCAAGGUCGGAGCUGUGAAAUGUGUGUCCCCAGUCAGCGCUGCAGCGUUUCACCUCCUCUCACUGACACUGUUGCUGCGGGACAUUGAUCAUCCCUUCAUUGUGAGGGUGUUUUUACAAUGUUUCACCUUGUCCUUCUACUUGUAUAUUUCUUUGAAAUAACUUGGUCUUGGCUCCGAGGAAUGCCAUUUUUAUCAGGUCAUUUAUUCAGCAGUUUCAGGAGGAAACUGGAGACUGAAGGGGACCAAACCCGAGCUCCUGACUUAAGCACAUAGGCAUCAAGCAAUUUUGAGUCCCAUUUCUGGGGUUUUAAUGAACCGAAUUGAUGUCGGAGUGAAACACUGUAGCGCCAAGUGUUCUGGAGGCAACAGCCUCCCAUGCAGGACCGACGUGCACCAGCAGAGUCAGUGCUGGCCUCUGACCUCAGUGGACGCGAGGCCGGCGUGUCGACGUCUGUACAUCCGGCUCAGCAGAGUCCGUCAGUCCGUCAGCAGCACCAGCUCCCCCUCGCUCCGCUCCGCCCCGUCGCUCUCCUCGCCCUCGCUGUACGCGCACCCUGCCUGGAGUC